UCCCAGAAAAACUUGUUUUGAAUGUCCCGAUGAGUCGGCAGUUUUGUAAAUUUUGGUGGAUUUCGAUGUUUUUCUUGCUUAAGCCAAUAUGUCCUUCAACCGAUUUUCUUCCAUUCAUUCCCCUCACUUCUCUUCCAUUUUUAAGUUUCCAUGACGAAUCUGUUUGCUAUUCAUUUUUAAUUCUAUUUCUUUACGAUUAGUAAUUUUCCUCCCCGAUUCUGGCCUAGCAUUCUUAUUUUGUAUGAUUUUUAGCCUUUUUAUUUUACAGCCUUUUCUAUUCAUAUAAUAACAUUUAAUCAA
Molecule: messenger RNA, 300 nt
Organism: Meloidogyne enterolobii
Lineage: Eukaryota; Metazoa; Nematoda; Chromadorea; Rhabditida; Meloidogynidae
Source: the annotation of a GenBank genome assembly